This is a messenger RNA of Culex pipiens pallens (northern house mosquito), 4162 nucleotides long. RefSeq lists its product as uncharacterized. The record is from RefSeq and is a predicted model, not a curated record. Gene Ontology annotation, biological process: signal transduction. NCBI's taxonomy places the organism in Eukaryota, Metazoa, Arthropoda, Insecta, Diptera, Culicidae. Gene Ontology annotation, molecular function: GTPase activator activity. The transcript has 9 exons. The coding region runs from base 1259 to 3430 and encodes 723 amino acids.
UCCCUCCUCCCUCUUUCCAUCAUCCAGUGAAUUUCAGCUGUGCGUGUAUGCGUGCGCCUUCUCCGACUCUCGGGCGCGUUUGCGUUCAACUCCUGAACUCCGGCCCCGACGACGACUGCUGUGUGUGGCGGCUGAGUGUAGUGUGUGGUAUUUUUCGGUCAAGAGCUCAAGAGUCCUCGUCGGUUCGUGUGGCAGAUUCCAUGCCCCUCUGGUUCUCGGAUUCCCCGUGGAAGCUUCUUGGUUCGGAGUAGAUUCUAGCGCGAGGUGUUGUUCGAUUUCGCGGAGUGGUGCCUCCUCAAUAUGGGACCGAUUCGGGGACUUUGAAGCAGGUCAUUCCGGGACUGGGAUGACCCCCGCCCUAGCCUGAAGAGAGAGAAAAAGUGUGUGUUGUGGAAAAUCUUGUGGAAAAUUGUUGUCCAGCGAUCCCAGGACUUGACCGGACCUCGGAACAAGUGCCACGGAUGAUGGAAGAACCUGCCACAAAAGCAGCAACAGCAACAACAACUCGGUCAGCCCCAGCAGUCGGUCGUUGGCUGGGUGGAGGACGAUUUUCCAAAGUGGGAAAAUCGACAAGAUUGUAGCGACGACGACGACGGCGACCAGAAAUUCGAGAGCGCGAGAAGGCCGGAGCAAUCCGGGAGAACGAAUCCGCCGAAAUUAAUGCGAUCGAGCGAGUGAAACUGAGGGGCAAAGAGAGCAAGUGUCGAUUUGUUUCAGUGUGUGAGAGUGAGCGAGUGUGGGAAUAAGAACGGGUGGAAACAAAAGAGGAAAAAGAGUCAACACAAAAAUUAGCAGGGUGUGUGUGACGAGUGAGGAAAUUUAGAGGAAAACGAAUAUCGCCGAAAGAGCAAAAAGAAAGAAAGAAGGAUUACAGAAAAGGAAGAAACGAAGAUAGAAGAAGGAAAAAAUCAGCAACAAAACAAGUGCAAAAUCGACCGAAAAGGUCAAAUUUUUGUGGAUUACUUUUCGUGUUUUUCUUUUCCCAAAUCUUCACACUGGUUGGUGUUGUGUUGGUAGAUUCCACCGAUUACGUACGGGAUGCUGCUGGAGGUGUAACCGAGGCCACAAACAACAACAAAAGGCAACAGCUGCGCUGCGCGCUGCGAACAACCACACAGAAACAAUUGUAGCACCUUCCCGAUGAGGUGUUGCUGUCGAAGAAGACGACGAAGAAGAAUCUAGACCCGCGCGCGUUGAUAACGCGCCUAUCGCGAUUGAAUUAGAAUAGUAACGCACACACGCACACACUCACGCAGAAAUGUCCAGCUGGGCGCAACGGAUGCACCGGCGGGCGGCGACCCUCGGCAGCGUGGUCACGUCGUGUGGCCACCCGGGCUCGCCGUACCCGCACCGGCUCGAGAAGGUCAAGUUUGGCGUGCCGCUGGACGAGGUGUGCAAGAACGACAUUCCGGGCCCGCUGUUGGUGCUGAUCCUGAAGCUCAACAAGGAGGCCCCCUCCCGGAAGGACGUGUUCCGGGCGCCGGGCCACCAGGGCGCCAUGAAGAAGCUGAUCCACUUUCUGCAGCAGGGCCGGCUCGUCAACGUGGACAACUACUCGGUGUACACGAUCGCGUCGGUGCUGAAAAAGUUCCUGCGGAAGAUCCCGGGCGGGGUGUUUGGCCGGGACGGCGAGACGGAGCUGUUCCAGAUCGUGGACAUUGGCGAGGAGGAGGUGCAGCAGGAGAAGAUGCACAAACUACUGAUGUCACUGCCAGGCCACACGCAGCGCCUUUUGGUGCUGCUGUUUGGCACCUUCCGGGUGAUCGCCAGCAAUUCGGAGCGAGCCGCGACCGGGAUGACCAGCGAGGCGCUGGGCGUGUCGGUGGCGCCCAGCUUCUUCCAGUCGUGCGUCAGCGACGGCAAGACGGCCCGGAUGGAGGACGUGCUGCGGUUUAAGGCGGAAGUAACUGUCGCCACCAAGAUCAUGAAGCAGAUGAUCGAGCAGUUCGCCGCGUACGACCUGUUCGGGCGGGACAACUACGAGUACUACGCCCGCGUGACCGGCCGCGUCCUGCGGGUCCAGGACGAGUGGAUCUGCUCGUUCCGGUAUCCGCCGCCGCCGCGGGGCAAAACGGCCCAGCAGAACUACGCGUUAAAACUAGCACUAGAAACCGAGAAAACCUGGCUGCAGUGCGAGUGCGAACGAUGGGGACUAAUCGCCCAGGAGGAAUCGCACUCGACGCCGGCCCUGCUGACGACCGGCGGCCCCAACGUCGGCAACUCGGCCAUCUCCCUCGGCAUCAUUCCAGAGCACUCGCUGCUCGAGUCCUGCGCCCGGCUCUCGGUCUCGCUGGAAGGGCCCGGCAUCUUCCAGGGCGUCGGCGGCAAGUCCAGCUGUUCCGGCUCGUCCCACUCGAGCUCGUCGACGACGACGCGGUCCGGCUCGCAGCACCACAUGACGCUGGACGAGCUGCGGGCGGUCAACCGGUACGCCGAGAGCACCAAGAGCCUGUCCUACCUACCUCAGCAGGUCCACGAGCGGCAAGCGGCCCGGAUGCGAACCCGGUCCGAGUGGUUCCUGGGGGCGCGAGGCUCGCUGGAACUGUACAACCCGGGCAUGAUCACGUCGACGCCCAUUCCGGGCAGUCUGCUAGGAGGUCCCGGCGGAGGAGGAGGAGGCGGCGGCGCUGGAGUAGGACCAGGAGGCCACCAUGGGCACCACGGCCAUCACGGAAUUAUCGGUACCUAUUGCCAGAGCGUUGACGAGCAUUUGAAUGAUAUUGUUGUUGUUGAUGUUAACCAUCUUGCCACUAAUCAUCAUCAUCAUCAUCUGCGACACCACCAUCACCAUCAUCAUCAUCACCCACUGCAUAACAAGCGCACCACGUUCCGGCAGUCGUCGGCGGCGGCCACGGCGGGGACACCCGGCGACCCGGGCUGGUUCUUCGAGCACUGCGACUCGAUCGAGAUCAUCGCGCCGGAUCGACCGGACGCAGACGAAGACGAUGACGACGAGGGCGUCGUUGACGAUCUUCAAGACGACGAAGACGAGCACGACUUUGCCGUCAUCCAGGCGCACCACUUUGACCAGCGUGCGGAGAAUCGCCGGCGGCGGCGUCGUCGAAUGAUCCGUCAGCGACGUCACUCGUACGAUCAGGUCAUGUCAAACGCGUCCAUGUCGAUCGUCAACUGCAGUCGGCCGGCGGAACCAGUCGCGAAGCCACCGGUGGUCACGUCCACGCCGCCGACGACGACGACCGUCGGAACGGAACAUAACCACCAGAAUGCCAAAGCUGACCGUGACGUUGUGACGGCUGCUAGUGUUGCCAACAAUGCAAGUGCGGUCGCCACUAGGGUUGCUAGUAACAGCAUAAACCAGACGACGUUGAGUCGUAGUCAGUCGAGGAACGCGAGUUCGGUCGGGAACAAUACGUCCCGGCAGAGCAAUCUGUCCAUUUUGGUGUUUACCGUGUUGGAUUUUCUGUUCUAGAAGGACAAUGGUUUGGGUUUUGAGAGUGUUGAGUUUUUCGUUUGGUGUGGUUAAGGAUUUUUCUAUUUGUAAAUUUUGAAAUCACCACUUAACGUAUUCCUUCUUUCAGCAGACAUUUUUAUAGUUUUCAAAUAUUAUUUAAUUGAUUUUGUUAGUUAAUUCUUGAAAAUAGUUUUAAAACAUUUUAUGAAAUUAAUCGUAAAGAAACUGAGCAGUUCUCUACGGAAUCGGUCUUUUUUCUUUAAUUUUAAUUUUUGUAUUUUUUAAUCCGGCUGAAACUUUUUUGGUGCCUUCGGUAUGCCCAAAGAAGCCAUUUUGCAUCAUUAGUUUGUCCAUAUAAUUUUCCAUACAAAUUUGGCAGCUGUCCAUACAAAAAUGAUGCAUGAAAAUUCAAAAAUCUGUAUCUUUUGAUGGAAUUUUCUGAUCGAUUUGGUGUCUUGGGCAAAGUUGUGUACACUCAAUAUUACGCCCAUUUGAAAUGUUAGUCUUGAUUUUAAAUUUUUGAAAAUAUUUUUUUCGAAAAGAUCUGAAAAUUUCACGAAUGUUUCAUAUUUUAACAUUGUAAAUCGGACCUACAGUUGCUGAGAUAUCGACAUUAGAAAAUGGUGGGUUGUUUGGGUGAGACUUAGAAAACAUCAAUUUUCUUGUUUUUUAACCUUUGCAUGGCAAUAUCUCAGCAACUAUGGGUCGUAUCAACAAAACCCGAAAAAGCAAAAUAUAGAGAAUUUUCUC